Messenger RNA from Iphiclides podalirius (scarce swallowtail), 2367 nucleotides. Lineage: Eukaryota; Metazoa; Arthropoda; Insecta; Lepidoptera; Papilionidae. The record is from the annotation of a GenBank genome assembly.
AUGACGGAGCGUAAAAAAGGGUUAUUUCAGAGCGAAACUGCCCCCCAGCCUGAAUCCUUGACGAAGCAUCGUAAACUCCCUGUAGUCGACAGUGAGAGUGACAGCGAUGAUUAUGACCUUGGUAUCAUCAGCACGCUUGAUUCCAGUUCCGGAGAGGAAACUGAUCAAAAUACUCCGACGACCCCUGAUCGGUCCCUUUGGCACACAGAAAGUUGCAGUAGCUCCCUAAAAGAUCUCAAUUUCGACUCCGACUCGGCAACGGACUCGAAAGAAAACACGCCCAGUAAAACAUUACGAAGAUCGGCGCGCAGGCAGAAAACGACACCGAAACUGCACAGUUUCAAAGGUGUUUUGCUCGAGCAGAAGAAAAACGUAUCACCAAUGAAAUAUCCUGUUGUGUGCUUAACGAAGAUGGACAUGACAAGUCUCGUGUCGCCGACGCAGAUGCUCAAAACACCUCACACAACGUCUGAGGUAAAAGCGUCGCCGCCGAAACUGAAUCACAACAGGCGUUCGGCAUUAGAAAUAGAUGAGAGCCCUGAAUCCUUGUCCAAUGGCGAGAAGAGUCAUAAGAGGUUGCAAUACGACGGCAUGUCUGAUAUCGGCCCGACAGCCAAGUACCCGAGACUGGACUCGAGCACGGCUCCCAAAGCGCGCUUGUCGUUGUUCAACAGCGAUAGGCUGAAAGAGAUUUUGUCUGCUAAGUCGUUCUAUGGAAAAACCAACCCAGACCUGAAUGUCAGCGUUACCACGAAAAUAUCGCAUGCCAUAGAGGCCACGAACAGCCACCCGCGCCGUCCAUUCGUCCAUUCCCACUCGGCGCGACGCAAGAGGAAACCGGGCCAGAUAAACUUGGGCGUCAAGCACAAGAUUCGCAAACCGAAAUACAACAAAAGCAAAACGGCCAGCGUGAAGGGUAACAAUUCGUUUCCUGAAACGAUAACCGAAACUCUCAAUAAAAACGCUACGGCGAACCCUAAGGCAAAUGAUAGUGGUGUGUUCAAUUUAUCACCGGAGUUGGUGCAAGACAAAGUUGAUCCAUUUGUUGAAGAGAAGCAAACUAUAGAUACUCUUCUAAGCCAAUGGACGGAGGAGGAACUUCCAGAAUCAGAGUUAAUAUUCAAGCCAAAGGGGGAUGUCCCAUGCUUUAGCAGAACAAUAAUAGAGGAGACUAGUCAGAUUUUUCAACCGGUUACAGCUAUACCUGUAGCCAGCGUUUCUCUACCACAAGACUCUGACGCUAUCAUUGUUGAGUUGGGUGCCCAGAAGAGUCCUGACAAAAAUGCAAAAUCAGUUGAAGUGGUUACAGCUCCACAAGAUGUUGUUAUGGUGGACUCUAGUGUGGAUACAGAGGACCACAAUGAAACCGAAAAGACCGGAGAAUUCCUACCCGUUGACGGCGGAUUUAUCGUAGUUGCGAGUGAGGAAGUGCCAGAGCAAGAGGAGUUACCGGACCUGGAUGAAAUCGAGCGCGAGUUGAAGAUGCUGGACGAGCAGAUUCUGCAGAUGGCGCAAUCGAACAACAUAGACGCUGAGGCUGUGUUCGCAUCUACUGAGACAAACAUCCCACCCGUCAGUCCCUCCAUCACUACGCCAGAGGCUAAAAGAGAAGCGCUGAAGCAGAAACCGCUGAAACUGUUCCCGAUAUUCAACAAACCUAACCCCGGAAUGUCUACUCCGUCCAAAGGCGCCGAAAAGAGCAGGCGUUCGAUUCUUAAGUCUAUAAGCAACCAAUACGUGAUAGACGCGGGCCAGAAGAAGUUCGGCGCGACCCAGUGCAACGAGUGUGGAGUUAUUUAUCAGAUAGGAGACCCUCAAGAUGAGCAUGAUCAUUUAGUUCACCAUAAUGCCACGGAUGUCCUCAAGUUCAAUGGCUACAAGGAGGAGUGCGUGGUGGAGCGCACGGGGACGGCGCGCUGCGUGCGCGUGCGCGGCGGCGAGCUGCAGCGCGGCUGGCGGCGCGUAGAGGCCGUGCUGGCGCGCGUAGUCCACGCGCAGCUCGGCUACGAGGCGGCGCUGCCCCGCGACCAGCACGUCUACACCGCGUACUUAUACGUCGAGAAGAAACAGAUCGUCGGAUGCCUUAUAGUGGAGCCUAAAAUAAAAGCAUAUAAAUUGAUACCUGGCGAGCCAGAUUGCUGCAGCGUGGAAGAGUAUCCUGUCAAAUGCGGCGUCUCGAGGAUCUGGACGCACUCGAGCUACCGCCGCCGCGGCGUCGCUUCUUGCCUGCUGGACUGCGCCAGGGCGUCGCUCCUGCACGGGGAGGCGCUCAGGGUGUCGGACGUGGCGUUCAGCGCGCCCACCGCCGCCGGCAAGGCCUUCGCCACCAAGUACACGGGCACCAACAAUUUCUUCGUGUACGUGGAU